AUGGUCUUUGUCCAUAUUCCCCGAAGGAAAAAGAAUAUCCUUGGUGGAAUCUUCAUAGUGGUGUGCCUAUACUGGGUGCUGCUGCAGCGAGCACUGUUCAAAGAUCGAUUGACAAACGGUGUGAACCAUUUCUGCUUGCAAUCUUUGGAAAGAUUGGAAGAGCGUCCUGUUAAGUGGCCGACAAUUCCUGAGCCUAAUGGUAGGAUUGGCGACGAUGUUAUUGAGACUCUGCUAGAUCUACGGGAUUACGAGAAAUGUGUCAUGUUUAAUCCUGCCUUGGAUUAUGAUCGUUUGAAGAUAGUUCAAAAGGGCCUAUUCCCUUAUUUGAACCUAGACUUACUCUACGCGGACGAGAAGAAAUUUUGGCCAGUGUAUUCGAGGUGGGAUGGUCAGUCAGUUCAGGGCUUCAUGCCUAGGUUCUCUGAGGAUGAGAAUAAGUUCCUUGGUUUCUCGAAGAUAAAGUACGAUCAAAGACUAUCAUUCUGGGGGAAUUGGCACAGGAAUAUUAUGCAGCCGGCAUCAAGAGGCAUUGUCAUCAGUGCGGGAGCUGGGCAGGUUGAAGACUGUGCCAGAUUAGUGAAAGUGUUAAGACAUCUGGGCAACAGACUGCCCAUCGAAAUUGUGCAUAGGGGCGAUCUUUCAGUGGACGAGCAGAGGCAAAUUUUCCAAAUUUCCACAGAAGAGGCUUCAUCUCAUUUUCCAGCACAAGAUCUGUGGUUUUUAGACGUUUCAAGCAUGUUGAAUCCAGUGUAUGCUAAGCGUUUUAAAAGCUUCAGUAAUAAGUGGCUGGCUGUAGUCUUUUCGACGUUCCAAAAUCCUGUCUUGCUGGACGCAGAUACCAUACCAUUCACUUCACUGGAUUUAUACUACAACUUCCAUCAAUUCAAAACAACGGGUGCAGUUUUCUUCAAAGACAGGAAAGUAAAUUCAGAUCUCUUGGAUAAAGAACAGUUGGACACGCUAAAAAGGAUAUUCCUCAACCUCACCGAUAUUACACCAAUAGAAAAUGAAUCAACUGAGAGCAUGAAAGAUAAGUUAAAAGCUUCAUUUAACGAUGAUAUUGCCGCCGAGACAGUCUACAAUAUGAUAGUUAAGGGCCAGAAACAUCACAUGGAAAGCGGAUUGGUCCUUAUCGAUAAGACACAACAUUUGACCAACCUUCUGGCUUCCAUAGCUUUACAGUUUUCAUCCGUUAGUGGCUACUUCCAUGGUGAUAAAGAAUGGUUUUGGAUAGCUCAAGCUCUUCAAAAACAGUCUUUUACCCUUCAUCCGAAAGAGGCUUCUAACGUUGGAAAGCUUGGAAGGGUGGUCUCUGACGAGAAGGGUGAGUUUUAUCAGCUCUGUUCGGUUCAACUCUCGCAUACUGAUGUCGACGGAAGCCUUCUAUGGGUCAAUGGCGGACUGAGAACAUGUAAAAAAGACUCCUGGACCUCCGAUUAUAGAGAUAAUAGGCGAAUUUCGUCUAUGUUUGAUAGUGAGGAAGCAGUACGAGAGUACUAUCAAUCCCCAGUACAGCUAGAGGCCGCUAUUAUCCCUGACGCGGAGAUCAAGCCAUGGAUAAUGACAGGGGAGUGUGCGAUGUUUACGUACUGCACUUUGUACAGGGAAGGAGAGUUUGGAGAAGUUAUAAAAUUUAACGAGACUCAGAAGAACGCUUAUAGGGAGAUUGUCCGCGUCUGGAAUUCAGUUAUUCAUAGCACUGAAGGUCCAAGCUCUGUCAUAUAG
Messenger RNA from Torulaspora globosa, 1725 nucleotides. RefSeq names its product alpha-mannosyltransferase. The transcript has a single exon. NCBI's taxonomy places the organism in Eukaryota, Fungi, Ascomycota, Saccharomycetes, Saccharomycetales, Saccharomycetaceae. Bases 1 to 1725 code for a protein of 574 amino acids. Gene Ontology annotation, biological process: protein O-linked glycosylation. Gene Ontology annotation, molecular function: alpha-1,3-mannosyltransferase activity. Gene Ontology annotation, cellular component: Golgi apparatus. The record is from RefSeq and is a predicted model, not a curated record.